AACCAAAUGCUUAACUGUGAGAAGCAAUACAUUUAAAAAAACUUGUUUUGGCAUUGUAGACUCCGGGAAAUGGUUCAGGUUUUAAUCAUGCAUGAUGCAAUGACUUCCAGACUCUGUUAUGCUUCUGACUAUCUGUGAACUGUGACGUCGGAAUGCUGGCAUAAAGAUAAAGAAAACUUUGAUCACAUUUAUGCCUACGGGUUAAUAUAUAAAAAAAAGAUCCACUUGUAAACUUCACGUGUGUCAAGGGAGAGGCGGAUUAUAACUCGCAACAGCUUCCAGUGACUGCCGUUGAGUCAGUGACCUCGGCGUCGGUACCUCGGCGUUUGGGAGACUUCGUCCAGGUGAGAGAGCGAGCAUGGCACAGUCAUCCACCGCCCUGGAGGCAGAGCUCUCCUGUCCCGUCUGUUUUGGGCUCUUUCGGGAGGCCGUUAGCCUCCCUUGCCAGCACAGCUUCUGUGAAAGCUGCCUGGCGGAGGCCUGGAUACGCAUUCCCGGGAGGGAGUGCCCCGUCUGUCGCCGGAAGAGUUCUUUCGAUCGCGGCACCCCUAACAUGACGCUCCGCAACAUUGUGGAAGCGUACCGGCUGGAGAAGGGGGGCGCCAGCGGGGCGGGGGUGUGCGAGAAGCACGGGGAAGACGCCGGGAUGUUCUGUGAGGACUGCGGGCAGCUGUUCUGCCCAGAAUGCCUGGAGUCGGAGCAGCACUUGAAACACACCCAACGGUCGGUCCGGGACGCAACGCUGACGUACAAGGAGAUGCUGCGCUCUCAGCUCCAGAGUCUGCGUGUGAAACUGGAAACCUUCAGUCAGGAGCGAGCGGCUAGCGACCACACGGCGCGCCACAUCAGGUCGCAGGCCCAGAAUGUGAGCAGGCAGAUCAAGGCAGAGUUCCUGAAGCUCCAGCGGUUCCUGAGGGACGAAGAGCAGGCCAGACUGGCGACGUUGAGGGAGGAAGAGAAGAUGAAGACGGCGCUCGUGAACGAGAGGCUCCGCCGUCUGACAGAGGACAUCGCGACUCUCACGGAGACCAUCGCAGACGUCGAGCGUUUGAUCGACACCAAGGACAGCUCAUUCCUCGAGGGUUACAAGAGCGUCAAGGAGAGAGCGGAGAGCAAACCGCGGGACGCGGCACCGCGUUCGGGGGCUCUGAUAGACGUGGCCGGACACCUGGGCUCCCUGGGGUUCAGCGUGUGGGAGAAGAUGCAGGGCUUCGUUCAGUACACCCCCGUCAGCCUGGACGUGAACUCGGCACACCCUGACCUGCGCAUCUCCGACUGCCUGCGGGAGACGUGGGACGGGCAGGCGUCUCUCCCGCUGCCCGACAACCCGGAGCGCUUCGACAGCACCGUGGGUCUGCUGGGCCGCCCGGCCUUCGCCUCGGGACACCACUGCUGGGACGUGGAGGUGGGGGACAAGACCGCCUGGACCCUGGGCGUGGCCCGGGCGUCGGUCGCCCGCAAGGGGCCGGUCUCCGUCAGCCCCCAGGGCGGGCUGUGGGCCGUCGGCCUGGCCAAAGGGGCGGAGUUCAGCGCGGGGACCACCCCCUUCGGCGUGCCAUUGGCUCUGAAGAGGAAGCCCAGGCGGGUCAGAGUUCAGCUGGACUACGAGGGCGGGAAGGUGUCCUUCUUCGACCCGCGAGACAUGUCGCACAUUUACACGUUCAAAGAGACCUUCACCGAACCCCUCUUCCCUUACUUCUCUCCCUGUCUGAAUACCGACGGGAAAAACUCUGGUGCCUUAAAGAUAUGCCCGGUCAACGUGUCCGUAACAGUACCAUCAUACCAGUAACUCUAA
Molecule: messenger RNA, 1795 nt
Organism: Conger conger (European conger)
Lineage: Eukaryota; Metazoa; Chordata; Actinopteri; Anguilliformes; Congridae
Product: nuclear factor 7, brain-like
Exons: 6
Coding region: 359-1789 (476 amino acids)
Molecular function (GO): protein binding; zinc ion binding
Source: RefSeq, a predicted model, not a curated record